AUGUCAGCUGGACCCUCUUCUUCGGGUCCACCGUCUCAAAAACGACGUCUCGAUUGCUCAUUGUCCAAUUCUCUAGAAGAUUCUUCGGCCAUCAAGAAGCUAUUUGACUUCUCGAAGAACGACACGGAUUUGUAUGAUGGAAUUGUGAAAGUCGAGGGACAACUGUUCUAUGUUAUGAAAGGGCACCUGGCUCGCCACUCCGACUUCUUCCGCGGGCUCUUCUUCACCAACUUCGUCGAGUCCCGAGAGAAAAUUGUGGAGCUCAAAGAGAUUUCCGCCGAGUCUUUCCAGAUUUUUCUGGAAUUGAUUUCUGGUGGCAAUGGGUUGACUGACUCCAAUGUCGAGGGAGUGCUGAAAAUCUCGGGGGUCUGGUUCGCUUCACUUCCAUUUGAAAAAUGCCAAAGAUUUGUUAUUGAGAGAUCGAGCUUCAAUAAAAAGGAGAAGCUGGUCCUGGCCGAUAAAUACAACUUGGAACCUCUGAAGAAACUUCUGUUCGAUGACGUGAAGACAAUUACGGACCUCGACAUCCUUCUACCGGACACUGAAGCUGAAAUCAAUGGAUUUUCGGCGGAUACACACUCGCGGAUCACCAAGAAGAGCUUGGAAUUCUUGAAGAUUGCUAGGCCACGUCAAAUGAUUAUGCCGACGCAGAUUUUCAUGCGGGAUUACAGACUGCAAGAUGUGACAUCGUGGAUUAGGGAGCGACAAGAAGCCGAGAGUCAGAAUCAGAAUAAUCAGAAUAAUCGACAAAAUUAG
This is a messenger RNA of Caenorhabditis briggsae, 756 nucleotides long. The transcript has 4 exons. The record is from RefSeq and is a predicted model, not a curated record. Lineage: Eukaryota; Metazoa; Nematoda; Chromadorea; Rhabditida; Rhabditidae. The coding region runs from base 1 to 756 and encodes 251 amino acids. Gene Ontology annotation, molecular function: protein binding.